AUGGCAGCUUCUCAAUCCCAGGGAGCUGCAGCUUUGGCUUGGUAUGUUUAUAUGAAGAAAAAUGAUCAGAAAAAGCCCAAACCUGGAGACCUGAUUGAGAUUGAACGUGAUGGGUUCAGUGAGUGGGCAGUGUAUGUAGGAGGAGGCAAGGCUGUGCACUGCACCAAAGGGAUCGUUGAAGAGGAAGAUCUGGAUACGUUGGUUGGAAGAGACCAAUGGCGGGUGAAUAACUCCUUGGAUAAAGAUCACCCACCCAAGGGGAAAGAGGACAUCGUCGCAUCGGCCAAAGAACAAGUCGGCAAGAAAAUGGCUUCUAAUCUUCAGCUGUCCCACUGUGAGCGCUUUGCUACGCGCGUGAGAUACGGCAGGGACUUGGCUUCCCAGGUACAAGGAUCGGUCUCAUUAUCACAGAAGUGGAAGAAGUUUCUCCAAUAUAUCACACAGCACUUUAUCAGAAACCAGGGCAGCUAUUCAUGUGCCUAG
Molecule: messenger RNA, 483 nt
Organism: Xenopus tropicalis (tropical clawed frog)
Lineage: Eukaryota; Metazoa; Chordata; Amphibia; Anura; Pipidae
Product: phospholipase A and acyltransferase 4-like
Exons: 4
Coding region: 1-483 (160 amino acids)
Source: RefSeq, a predicted model, not a curated record